Molecule: messenger RNA, 3529 nt
Organism: Priapulus caudatus
Lineage: Eukaryota; Metazoa; Priapulida; Priapulimorpha; Priapulimorphida; Priapulidae
Product: transmembrane 9 superfamily member 2-like
Exons: 16
Coding region: 107-2044 (645 amino acids)
Biological process (GO): protein localization to membrane
Cellular component (GO): membrane
Source: RefSeq, a predicted model, not a curated record
AGUGGAAACGUGUACACAAUUGUCUACGUUUUGCGAGUUGGUAUUUAUUUAUUCAUUUAACGUUAGGUUCAUGCGUUAAUAGGGAAACUUCAACCUUGACAUAAAGAUGACGAAUUCACGGAAUUUUUGGUGUUGUUUAGUAGUUAUGGUUUUAGCUGUUAAUGAUGUGUCACACUGUUUAUACCUCCCUGGACUUGCACCAGUGAACUACUGUGAAGAUCCGACCGCAGCAUCGCCCUCAGGCACAUGCCAGAAAUUUGUCAAACUCUUUGUGAAUCGACUCGACUCUGAAGAAUCAAUCAUCCCUUAUGAGUACAAUCACUUUGACUUCUGCACAAACAUGGAGGAGGUGCCAUCACCUGUGGAAAACCUUGGUCAGGUGGUGUUUGGGGAGAGAAUCAGGCCCUCACCAUACAAUAUUACGUUUGAAGAGAAUCAGCAUCGCAAUACGUGUAUCAGCCUCUGUUCAAAAUCCUAUAAAAAGGGCAACCAUGAUGACAUGAAGAAGCUAAAGUUUCUGAUGAAAGGGAUCUUCCUCAACUACCAGCACCACUGGAUCGUGGACAACAUGCCGGUCACGUGGUGCUAUGAGGUGGAAAGCAAUCAGCAAUACUGCUCCACAGGUUUCCCGAUCGGCUGCUUCGUCGACCAGGGAGGCAUACCGAAAGACGCCUGCGUCAUCAGUCGCACCUACAACGCGAAGAACACUCACUACGUCUUCAAUCACGUUGACCUGAUCAUCGCCUACCAUCCACCGACCUCAUCCGAGGACUGGGGAGAGGCGCUGGGGAUCGGCAACGGCGGACGAAUCGUCUCCAUCAAGGUCAUUCCGAAGAGUGUGAAGCACACGACUGCGGGCAAGUGCAGUCCGGAUGCGGCCAACAGUCCAAUGGCUAUCCCACCGCUAGCUGACAUGCCGGCAACUCUAGACAUCACCUACUCAUACACAGUCAUGUUUGUUGAGGACAAGACGACAAAGUGGUCUUCGCGCUGGGACUAUAUUCUCAACUCGAUGCCGCAUACGAACAUCCAGUGGUUCAGUAUCAUGAACUCGCUCGUCAUCGUGUUGUUCCUCUCCGGCAUGGUGGCAAUGAUCAUGCUGCGUACACUGCACAAGGACAUCAUACGCUACAACCAGAUGGACUCUGUCUAUGCCGACGAAGAUGGACAGCAGCAUCCCACGCGCGGGCGGCCGGAACACGUCGCCGUGCACGAGCUUCCAACCAAACUCCUCCUGCGCAUCCUCCUGUGGACCGGCACGCAGAUCGGUCUCAUGGUCCUCAUCACCCUCGUGUUUGCCUGCUUCGGCUUUCUCUUCCCGGGCAACCGUGGCGCCCUCAUGACCUGCGCGAUGGUGGUUUACGUGUUCCUGGGAUCUCCAGCCGGCUACACGGCGGCACGCAUUUACAAAAUGUUUCGGAGGCGAAAAUGGAAAAGCAACGUACUCCUGACGUGUUUCCUGUGCCCUGGGCUCAUGUUCGGAAUCUUCUUCUUACUCAACCUCGUGCUGUGGGUGUACGGAAGCUCUGCAGCAGUACCCUUCUCUACCCUGCUCGUGCUUCUACUCAUGUGGUUCGGAGUCUCCACGCCGCUGUCGUUUGUCGGAGCCUACUUUGGAUACAAGCGCAGGACCAUUGAGAACCCAGUAAGAACCAACCAGAUUCCACGUCAGAUCCCGGAACAGUCCUUCUACACGAAGCCGCUGCCAGGAAUCGUCAUGGGAGGCAUCCUCCCCUUCGGCUGCAUCUUCAUUCAGCUGUUCUUCAUACUGAACAGCAUCUGUGUGUUUGCGUGUGUGUUUCAGGACUACCACUGGUGGUGGCGAUCCUUCCUGACGAGUGGCUUCACGGCUGUCUACCUGUUCGUCUACAGCAUCCACUACUACUGCACAAAGAUGAACGUCGAGGGCAUCGUUAACGCCUUCCUCUACUUCGGCUAUACACUCAUCAUGGUGUGGCUCUUCUUCCUCUUUACAGGAACAAUUGGAUUCUUCUCCUGCUUCUGGUUCGUUCGGAAAAUAUACAGCAUCGUCAAGGUCGACUAGAGGGCGUCAGUGUGCGUGCAAGGUGAUGAGAUAGAGGGCAGAGCAACAAAGCGGUUACUGUCUGCACUCUGUUCACAGUCUGAGUAUUUUCGCUGCAUGUAUAGGCAAUGCCCGGCAGCAAGUCUUGACGAACUACCGACCGUGGGUUCCGCAGGAGAGAGGCAAAAACAACACACGCGUUUUUAACACCAUACGUACUACACGUUUACUUUAAAGUAGCGAACGAAAUGCUGUCUGCGUGUGUGGGUAGCAGUAGAAAACGUGUGCGGUCAGGUUUUUGACAAACUAUAGUUUGUUGUGUGUGAUAUAAGAAUUCGUUCAGCUAAGGUAUAUAUAUAUAUUUUUUUGAGUAUGUUCGCCCGGGCUUGCUCUAGCAUGGCCUGUAUAUGACCCCGUUUGUUCAGGUAAACGUAAUGCGGUGCAUAUUUUAACAGCUUGUGGGGUUAAACUUUCCAGUCUUGUUUCUCAACUUUGGUUCUAAAUUCAGUAUGAACUUUUAACAGGGUGUAUGCCAUAAGCUUUAGUCAGAGAAAUGGUUCUGCGAAAAGAAAUGUAGUGAAUUCGACAUUUCCUCGUCGUUUCCCGUUUGUCACCGACCAGCCGUCUAUUAUAGGUGUAUAUGAUAACAGCGGUGCACUUCUUAUGGGCAAAUGUGUUUGCGACGUUUGCAUACUCGGUCAGAUGUGUCGUUGGCGUGGCACUUGUUCGAAAACGGUGUCUAAGGGAACAUUCCAAAUAGCUCUCCCCAAGCCAUUUAAUAUCUGGUGCAGACACAACGACAAACACAUUUGCAGAGGAACGUGCUGUAGCUUAUCAGGGCGACAAAAUCAGAUGGUCGUUGCGAUAGCGUGCAGGGGUUAGAUAAUUAAGAUUGUGUGUGUGCAUGUCCGUGUAGGUUCAGUUACAGAUCCGUUAUCAGUUAGAGAUCUGAUUGGAUCUCAUCUGUUCUGUGAUCUGAUUCGGGAAAGGGUGUGUGUGGCUGCGUGAGAGUUUUACAAAUUCUGUGGCGAAAUUUGUCAUGUGUUGUGUGCAUUAGUUAGUGUUAAGCUCAGCACACACGAGAUGUAUGCUAAUGUUAAAACCUUUAAAUACUAGCGUACUACACGAGUAUGUGUGUGUGCGUGGCAGCCUACUGCUAUGACGACUACUGCAGGAUUACGCAUGACUGCGUAUGUCUUCAUCAAUGGUCCCCAGUAUGCGUGUCAGUGUGUUCCAUCCAGAUCAUUUCUGUUACCAGGCAACCCUUAUUACAACAGUUACCUUAAACAAUAUAUAACCAUCGGUGUAUAGCUCGCACUAAGUACGAGCUCGGUGAGUUUGCUUAAGCUGGGUUUACACUAUCGAUUUUUGUCAGCAAAUCGUACCGAUUUCAAGUGCAACACAAUCACCGUCCAACACAAUGGGCUGAAAUUCGAUUGUGUUGGUGUCGGAGUCGGAGACAAGUCGACGAGUUGGCGAAAUAGAACGUGUUCUAUUUUGCUCGAU